Messenger RNA from Microbotryum saponariae, 1260 nucleotides. The record is from the annotation of a GenBank genome assembly. NCBI's taxonomy places the organism in Eukaryota, Fungi, Basidiomycota, Microbotryomycetes, Microbotryales, Microbotryaceae.
AUGUGGUUGACAGAUGCCCAAAGUCAGUCCUCUAGGACGUGUGCGUUGCUCUCGCUCCUGCUGACGACGCGUCUUGUCGUGGCUGCUGCACAGAAAUCGGCGUAAGCUGCGCGCGAUCGGACGUGUCGAUUCUCAGCCGACGCCGACCGACCCGGUGCGACCGACGUCCACGCGAUACAGCGCAGGAGAACUGACGACAAGCUUUGGUUCUGGUGCGCACAGGUCGGCCUGACCUCGUUCGGAGCGUUCUUCAUGCUCUUGGGCGUGAUCAUGUUCUUCGAUGGGGCCUUGUUGGCCCUGGGCAACGUGAGUCGCACGCCCCAGUGCCGCCGUGCAGCCGUUGCUAGCCUCGACAACUCGACCACCCCAAAGUCACCACCUCGAUAUCGCGUCGCUAUCGGUGGGGAACAAUUUCACGCACACCUCCAACCGGGGACGAGUCUUGCAGCGGAAUACGCGCGUGGUCCGAUUGUCCUCGACCCCGAAUCAGAUCCGGCGCGUUCUCGUCCGCUUCUAGGACGCGCCCUACGCCAACCCACUCGGAUCGCACAGACGGGGAUUCGACUGAAUACUGAUUUGGUCCGCUUGCACCGUCGCAGAUCCUCUUCAUCGCCGGAUUGCCGUUGAUCAUCGGGCCGCGGAAGACGUUCUACUUCUUUGCCCGGAAGCAGAAGCUCAGAGGGAGUGAGUUGCUUCGCUUCGCUCGGAUGACAUCGUGUCUUUACGAUCACACCUCGCUGUACUUCCCGACUCGUUGGAUCGUGAGGCGUAGGAAUCGGUGUCGCGACGCGAUCAACUCGACUCGUUUCGCCUUGCCUCGGCUGGGUUAUCGCUUCACUGACCGAUGAUCUCAUCUCUGUCGCUCAGCAUUCUGCUUCGUCGCUGGCGUCAUUCUCGUUUUCGUCAAGUACCCUUUCAUCGGCAUGCUUAUCGAGACCUUUGGCUUCCUGAAUUUGUUCGGGUCAGUGAAAGCAUCGCACGCCCUGACCUAUCGAAACCGGUGGCUGAACCCUCUCCUGGCCCCGCUCGUACAGUGAUUUCUUCCCUGUCGUGUUGAGCUUCCUGAGACAAGUACCGGUCAUUGGCAACUUCUUUUCGCUUCCCGUCGUGCGGCAGGUACGUCGCGACUUGCUCGAUGUGCGGCAUCGAGGCUCGGUGCAUGUGGUCAAAGGACUGACGAGAAUCCCGUGACGUGCGUGCGUGCGUGCGUUCCAGGCGACGGACCGGAUAGCAGGAGUACGACGGCAGUCACCUGUAUGA